AUGGCCCUCACCCGGCAGCAUGUUCUCCUCGCUGGCUUCGGAGGUUUUGUUUCCUGGGGCUUACUUGUCAACUGGCUCCCCUUCGCGCGGUAUCUUGGGUAUGCUUUCAUUGCUGGCGCUCUAGUAGCCUGGCUUUGCGUUAUCAGCGUAAUUAUAUUGACGGUCAGGACGGACAUCGACGAUACCGAUAAGCGCUCAGCUGCCCCGAACUUGCGCUUUCUAACGCCCGAUAACUGGUCGAGAGAUGUGGAAGUUUACCGGAAAUCUACCAAUUAUGAACCGAGAUCCUUAUAUCCGCAGUCAUUCGUGGUGUCGGAGGCUCUUGAUGAGCUCCUCCAACUAGCCUCACGAGAUUUUAUUCAAUCAUGGUAUGGGAACAUAACCAAAAAUCUCACGUUCGUUCAUGAGAUAGACAAGGCCCUGCGCAUAGCUCUUGAAAAUAUUCGUGACAGACUCUUGGGCGAAGAUGUGACGUCUCUCGUUGUGUCCCGCAUCGUGCCAAUUUUGACAGCCCAUAUUAAGGAUUUCGAUCGCGCUGAAAGGGCUGUUCGAGGCCGGAAUUUGGCUCGGAGUGUGACAGAAUCCGAAGAAUUGGGACUUGCAAUUGCCAGUAAAUACCGCGAGGGGAGGCUUCAUCCAGCUGUAGCGGUUUCUCUUUCGGAUCAGAAGGUUAUACAGCAAGAUUAUGUUCGCAAGCUCGUAAUGGGGCUGCUCCCACGACUCCUGCCCGAAAGUCUACUAACAAGUCGCGCGGUCUCUGUUCUCAUAAGAGAGAUCGUAGCAUGUUCUGUGCUUCUUCCUGUCAUUUCGGCUCUUUCCGACCCAGAUACCUGGAACCAAUUGCUGGAGACUUAUGGCCAGACUGCAUUGAACGACAGAAAGACAGUACGGAAACUCCGAGCGGCUCUUGACAAGCAUGCGUCGGGGGCAUCUAAACCGAAAGGGUCUCCUUCCUUCCCCCGAAUUUCACCAAACGACUCCGAACGAGCGUUCGAGCGUUUUGUCAGGGCUAUCAGGCGUUGUAAUAAUCUUUCCGAUGCCAGGCAGUUUCGUGCUCAGGUUGCAAGUCAAUUGAAGCGAGAGAGCAUGGUUGAAGGCCAAGACCAGGUUUAUAUCAGGCGCCUUGAGACAGGAAAGCGGGUUUUGGAUCAGAAAGUCGCAAAGCUGGCAGCCAGUGGUAGCAUUCGCCGGCCCAUACCAUCGAAACCUGAUUACAGACGAGACAGCGUGCCAAACAACAAAGAUGUUUUAUUGGUGGAUUUGAUGCACAACGCCUCUGGCUUGUCAUAUUUUAUGGAAUUCAUGGAUCGCCAGCAUAGAAUGUCCCUUGUGCAGUUCUGGAUAGUGGUGGAUGGGUUUCGCAAUCCUUUAGAAGAUGACUUUGGUGACGAGACUUCCAUCUCUUCAUCGGUCUGGACGUCCGCUGAUGUGAAUGAUAUGGUGCUUAUUAACGAAACAUAUCUCUCAAAACCCGAGUUGAAUGUACCGCAGGAAUGUCGGGAGCUUGUAAAGGUCUUUUUGAAGGCUGGCAAAAGGGCAACUCCUGAACAGUACCGGAGAGCCCGGACCGCCAUAUUGAUGACCCAAUCAACCGUUUUGGAGGAGAUGGAAAAUACUUAUUACCCCAAAUUCAGAGAGUCGGAUCUUUUCUACAAAUACCUUGCAUCGGAUGAGGCGUCAAUGGCGUCGGCUGGACCAGAAGUCCCGCUCCGUUCUUCAACUCCUGCGCCCGAGCAGGUCGAAAGACGACCGCUCCCACCACUUAUGAGCCGAACCCAGUCCCAGCCUAUUAUGCACAACACCAAAGACCUUCGCAGAGCUGCUGUUUUUAACGAUGUGCAAGGCAAUGGCAAAUUAUUCGACGAUAACGGAUCUUCACCCAGACAAUCUUUAGAUUCAGAGAGAUCGGCGCCACUGUUCGAUGACGACUAUGAUACUGAUCCUCUAUCGCACAGUUUCAGCGUUGGCUCUUACAACGAAGACACCGAUGCAAAGAAUACCAGAGUUAUUGAGAAUAUGGAGCAAGCGCUCAAUGACAUUAUCAUAGACCAACCCACUAAGAGGAAAUCAAACGAGUCGAAGAUGACUAGUGCUGUUUCCUCGUCAUCCUUAUUUCCUGAAAAUGAACAGAGCUCGGCACGAAGCUCCUUAGAUAUUGUUAGAACUGAAGCACGGCAGAUCGAAAAAACUAAGCCAAGCAUCUCCUCUCUCGGAUUGAUCGAGCCCUCUUUGUUGCGAACGGGUGUGUUCGAAGAUGAAUUGUUUCCCGAUGAGAAGAAGUUUAUUGAGGACGAGUACGCUGAUCCAGAAGGGGACGACAAAGACCCCGCAGACGAGAUUCAUCAGGCGGCUCCGGGCGAUCUGGGCCUCGCAGAGGCCAUUGUUGCACUCACUGAGGACAUUGAGAAAUUAGCCGCGCAGGAGUCGGUUUUAGAUACGUUAACACGAAAGGCUGAGCUCACGAAUAACACGGCAGAGCUGCGAAUCCUAGGCAAGUCUAAAGCAAGUAUCCAGCGGGAGAUUCGCCGCAAGGAAAUGCAAAAGCAGCAAUACGUCAUCCAGGAGAGUGACAACAGUCUUUAUGGUCGGUCCACGGUCCAUAUUCAGUCUAUCAUGGUUGGCAAGGAUGAGGACGGAGGGGAAUUCGCAAUUUAUGUAAUCGAGGUGCGUCGAAAGGCUGGAGAACAGAUGCCUGCAGCAUCCUGGGCUGUGCCACGCCGAUAUAGCGAGUUUCACGAGCUUCACCAAAACUUGCGCAUACGGUACCCGUCUGUACGGCAGCUAGAGUUCCCCCGCAGGCGCAUGAUGAUGAAGUUACAGAAAGACUUCCUUCAAAAGAGACGUGCUGCACUAGAAGCAUACUUACAACAGUUACUCCUAUUACCUGAAGUAUGUCGGAGCCGAGAUUUGCGGGCUUUUCUGUCGCAACAAGCUCUUCUACCUCAUGGGGCAAUGGCCUCUGAGAGCGAGACCAAAGAUAUUGUAAGUCGAAUAUACAAUUCAGUAGCUGAUGGCAUGGAUGACUUUUUGGGCAAUAUUACAAUGCUGGACCAACUUUCUACUGCCGGUCAGAAUCUUAUCUCCGCUGCUACGAACCAACUCACAGGCCCAGAGCCAGCACUCGCUACGGAAGACUCUAUGACCGCGGCAGAGGCGGAAGCUGAACUGAACGCAUUUGAAAACCGCGAACUGGAGCCAUUUAUUAAACCCAUCUGCGAUCUCUUCUUAGAGGCAUUUGAGCUGAAUCGCGGGAACAACUGGCUUCGUGGCCGCGCGGUUGUGGUGGUUCUCCAUCAGCUACUUGGUGGAACUAUAGAGCGGAAAGUCCGCGAUAGUGCUAAAUCGCUUGUGCAAGAUGAGUCCUUGCUCCGGUACAUAUCUAUCGCAAAGGACACUUUGUGGCCUGGCGGCGUGUUGAAAAAAUUUGUACUCCGCACGCCAUCACAGAAGUCCAAAUCACGAAACGAAGCCAGCUUCAUGCUGGCAGCUCUCGUUCCUGACUUGGCGGGCAAUGUUGUCGGCAGAGCCAACGCCCAAGCAGCAGCCCGGAAAAUAUUCGAUAUUCUCAAUAAUCCGCGAUUGAAUACUCAUCUGAUCUUCACCAUCCUGGAUGAAUUGGUCCUGGUUUUGUUCGCCGGACCUUGCCGUGCUAUUUAUCUCUGUCUCUUUCUCGGUCAUCGCAGACCACCUUAUCAGAAGCCCCCUAGCGUCUUGCACCAGCAGAUUUCUCUCAGACUUUCGCACAGCUCCUUGAGCAGGAUGAGGUCGCAACGCCGCUUGAGGCUCUAUGUAGUCACUGUCGUUGCUAUUCUGCUUACUCUCGCUUAUUUCACGACAGAUUCUGGCGGAGGGAUACAAAACCGUCCCUUUUAUAAAUCCACCGUGACUGCUAUGAAUAAUGCUCACGCCGAAACCGCGAAGAAAAAUGAUGCAGCAGCAAAGGACCGAUCUCAUAUCCAGAGACUUGAUCUUGAUAACAAUAGUAAUGGCGGCGGGGCACGAAAACAAAGCAACUUGAACAAUGACAAGCAAGAGAAAAUUGCUGCCUUUGGUUCGAACAAGGUUGUGAAUAAUAAUGACUACGACGGAACAUCCGCAGAUGGACAAACCAAAAUGUCAAUCCCGAAGCCGAAGGAAGAAGAUAAAGUCCACGUUCAUGUCACUGAGGAGAAACUGGAAAAUUCGGAAACUACUAAAGACGAAAGUGUAAGUGCUAGCGUAAGCGAGCAUGAACACGACACCCUGAGCCAGGAGGAGCAAGAGGAGCAGGCUAGAAAAGAAGAGCAAGCUAGAAAAGAGGAGGAGGCUAAGAAGGAACAAGAGGCUAGCGAAGAGCUUGAUUCGAUCUUGAAACGAUCCCCGAUCAUCGUAUUCUCUAAAUCGUACUGUCCCUUCAGCAAGAAAGCAAAACAUAUUCUUAGCCAAUACUCCAUUGUGCCAGCUCCAUAUAUUGUUGAAUUGGAUCAACAUCCGCUCGGACCUCAUCUGCAGAGACUCCUAGGCACAAUUACGGGUCGUCGCACAGUGCCAAACGUCAUGAUAAAUGGACUCAGUAUCGGAGGAGGCGACGACAUUGCAGCUCUUGACAAGGAAGAUGCCCUCAUCUCGAAAAUCAAGUCAACCGCAGGCAAGAGCGUCAUGGAGAUCAAGCACUUGCCUAAACCGGAACAGGAGUAA
This is a messenger RNA of Talaromyces atroroseus, 4677 nucleotides long. RefSeq lists its product as hypothetical. NCBI's taxonomy places the organism in Eukaryota, Fungi, Ascomycota, Eurotiomycetes, Eurotiales, Trichocomaceae. The transcript is spliced from 5 exons. Gene Ontology annotation, molecular function: phosphatidylinositol binding. Gene Ontology annotation, cellular component: intracellular membrane-bounded organelle. The record is from RefSeq and is a predicted model, not a curated record. The coding region runs from base 1 to 4677 and encodes 1558 amino acids.